Molecule: messenger RNA, 1963 nt
Organism: Rhinichthys klamathensis goyatoka
Lineage: Eukaryota; Metazoa; Chordata; Actinopteri; Cypriniformes; Leuciscidae
Gene: ttyh2l
Product: tweety homolog 2, like
Exons: 15
Coding region: 261-1844 (527 amino acids)
Cellular component (GO): plasma membrane
Molecular function (GO): volume-sensitive chloride channel activity; intracellularly calcium-gated chloride channel activity
Source: RefSeq, a predicted model, not a curated record
CAGUGUCAGUGUCAGGGAGCUCUGGAGGGGUCACAGCUGAUCACUCUGCAUGCAACCACACACUCUACUCUUGUGUUAUGCAUCCCUUUAAGCGAAAAGAGCUAGGGGAAAUACUUUUGUGCGGUGUUUCCCUGUGUUGUCAUUGCGUCCCGUCUUCGGGUGGCGGAUCUUCGUAGUGUUUGGUGUUUUAAUAGAGUGAACAGUGAGGAUAACCGGAGCGCUCCAGAGAUCUGCGGUUGUGCUUGAGUUUCUCGCCCGGGAUGGCCUCCUCAUCGCGACAGGACUACAUUGCUCCAUGGUGGACCUACUGGCUGCACAAUUUCCCGCAUCUUAAUUUUAAUUUCCAGGCGGUUGAUAAUACUUUUAAACCGGAGGACGCCAGCUAUCAGCAGUCUCUCGUCUUGCUGGCCUGUGUGUCUGCGCUGGGUCUGGGCUUGAGUCUGCUGGUUCUGUCUGCGUAUCUGACCUGCCUGUGCUGCUGUCGAAGGGAAGAGGAUGAGGAAGUCAAAAGGCCUGACACCUGCUGUGUCACAUGGGCUGCUGUUAUCACCGGUCUGGUCAUAUGUUCAGCGGUGGGCGUGGGUUUCUAUGGAAACAGCGAAACCAACGAUGGAGUUUACCAGUUGACUUACUCAAUUUAUAAUGCCAAUCACACACUGGGUGGCAUUGGCAGUCUGGUUGGAAACUCAUUGGGUAGUAUGCAGGUCGGGCUGAAGGAGCAUCUGGAGCGGUUGGAUGAGAUAUUUUCUCCACGGGGAGACUACACCCAAACCUUGCGCUUUAUGCAGCAGAUGGCCGACAACAUUAUCCAGCAGCUGACAGCCAUGCCAGACACAAGGAAGGUGCAAGUGGAUUUGGCAGCCAUCGCAGACCAAACUGCAUUCAUAGAGUACUAUAGAUGGUUAACGUACCUGCUGCUUCUGAUUUUGGACUUGGUCAUCUGUCUCUUAGCAUGUCUGGGAUUGGCAAAGCAGUCUCGAUGGCUGUUCGCAGUUAUUAUGGUGUGUGGGGUACUGACCCUGAUCAUGAGUUGGGCAUCAUUAGGAGCGGGCACGGCCACAGCUGUGGGCACCAGUGACUUUUGUGUCUCUCCUGACAAGUUCAUUGUCAAUCAAACCAAAGACUCCUUAAGUGCAGAUAUAGUGCACUAUUACCUGUACUGCAGCCAGAGUCUUCCCAAUCCGUUCCAGCAGUCUCUGACCAUCUUCCAGAGGUCUCUGACCACCAUGCAGAUACAGGUCCAAGGUUUGCUGCAGUUUUCUCUCCCUGUGUUUCCGACUGCAGAGAAAGAUCUUCUAGGAAUUCAGCGUCUCUUGAACUCCUCGGAGUUCAAUUUGCACCAGCUCACCGCCUCGCUGGACUGCCGUAGUCUUCAUAAAGACUAUCUGGAGGCUCUUCUGGGCGUUUGCUAUGACGGUGUGGAAGGGCUCCUGUAUCUGUGCCUGUUCUCUCUGCUGGCAGCCUGUGCCUUCUGUGCCCUGCUGUGUGCCGUCCCACGAGCCUGGACCCUCAUCGUCAUCAGGGACAGGGAUUAUGAUGAUAUGGAUGAGGAGGACCCCUUUAACCCUUCGAGGCGCAUCAGCGCGUAUAACCCCAGCCGAGCUCAAGUUCACAGUUUCUGCAGUUACAGCAGCGGCAUGGGCAGCCAGACCAGCCUUCACCCUCCGCUGCAGGCCACAUCCAGCACACCAGAGUACAUGAACCAGUCCAUGCUGUUUGAACGCAAUCCUCGCUAUGAAAACGUCCCAUUGAUUGGGAGCGGUUCACCACCUCCAUCGUUAUAUCCCCAGACAUUUAGAAACAUAUUCACCCAGCAUGAGGACCACUUACCUGUCCAUGACUGAUGCCCAAAUCAGACACUUCGGGACAGACUUUCAGGUGUAGGUUUUCUGGGUCCUCUUCCCAAAGGAGUCUCUGGCAGCGUGAGAUGAAGAUUAAAAAUCACUCAACGUCUUCAAAGCAU